AUGCCCGUUUGCUCCCAGAUCUUCUCCCAGAAACUCAAGUGCCGUUUUUUUGAGCCGCCAUUUUUACUCUCCUACCAAGUAAAGGGGGUACCGAAAACCCGGGUUGGGGUUCGUAAAUUUUCGAUUCGUCCCGGGCGGGGACGACCGGGUUCAGGUUCGGGUUCGGGCCAUGAGGUGGGGGUCGAGAAGAGCUUGAUUGAGGAUGAGGCGAAACUCAGUGAUUGGGUCAGUAGGUUGAGUUUUAACUUGUUUAGGAAAAGUCAGGUGUAUAGCGAUAGUGAUGUGGAUGGGAAUAAUGGUGGUGAGAAUGGAGGAUAUAUGAGUAGAGAGGUAGGUGAGAAGAGGAGGAAAGAGAGUGCAUUUGAAAAUGAUGAUUUUGAUUUUCCGACAGGGCGAGGUAGGGGCCGUGUUUUGGAGAAGCCAGUGUAG
Messenger RNA from Fraxinus pennsylvanica, 429 nucleotides. Lineage: Eukaryota; Viridiplantae; Streptophyta; Magnoliopsida; Lamiales; Oleaceae. The record is from the annotation of a GenBank genome assembly.